Molecule: messenger RNA, 8259 nt
Organism: Salvelinus fontinalis (brook trout)
Lineage: Eukaryota; Metazoa; Chordata; Actinopteri; Salmoniformes; Salmonidae
Product: divergent protein kinase domain 2A-like
Exons: 4
Coding region: 686-1987 (433 amino acids)
Source: RefSeq, a predicted model, not a curated record
UGGAGAUGUUGGAGAGGAGUGAGAGAGAGAGAGAGACAGACACGGGAAUAGAAUAUUGUUCUUCUACGGAGCUACACGCCGAAACCGGAUAAAAAUGGAUACUAAAGCACGAAAUGUCGCUAACUGCAGAUAUUACAUUUGGUGAAAAAGGACCGCGGCGGCAAAAUCGGAAAGAUCCUGUUAGACGAAUGGUUAAAAGCCGACAUCACAACUGUUACUUUCACUAGCUAGCAGGCUAACUGGCUAGCUCCAAUGGAUGCACGCUUGGAAUGGGUAGCUCGUUGAAAGUAUUCUCUAGUAAGGAUGUAUAUUGUCAAUGGCAUACACAUCAUCUUCUUGUAGUCGUUAUCGUCGGUAAUACAAAGUAACGACCUCCGUGGAGCGAGUAUCUAAACUGAACGCUAAGCGAUCUACCGCUCACACACCGAGAACAAGAAGAAAGUCAUACAGGCUCACCGGUCGAGUCUCAAGGUUCAACAGACACAGACGGGGAGAACAUGACUCACCGGCCUGUGCCAGAGCUUGGCAUGGGGCUACUGUGCCAGCCUCACCCCUACCAGGCCCUCUGAUGCCCCAGUGCAACAUGACAGAGAGGCUGUGAGGCUUGGAUCGUCCCCCCCGUCCCCUGUCCCGACAAUACUCUCAACAGUUCCCCUAACCCCUGACCUCCACAUCCUGUCCCACCAUGCUGCGUUUCCUGCCUCUGAAGCUGAGUCGUCUCUACCGUUGUCUGAAGCUUCUACUGGUGGUCGGUCUGUUUGUUAUCCUCCUGAUGAACACCCACAACCUGUUCGCCUCCUUCCAGAAGAACGAGCUGACGGACCGCCGCUUCAUCAACCUCAACAAGUGUCCCGCCUGCUUCGGCACCAGCUGGUGCAGGAAGUUCAUGAACGGCCAGGUGUCCUUCGAGACCUGGGGACGCCUGCGCUUCCUGGAUGUCUUCAACGUCAAGAACGUGUAUUUCGCCCAGUACGGAGAGCCGCGGGAGGGGACGAGGCGCGUGGUGCUCAAACGCCUGGGAUCCAACCAGGAGCUGGCGGACAUUGACCAGAAGAUCUGUAAGAGAGCUACUGGCCGUCCUCGCUGCGACCUCAUCCAGGCCAUAUACAAGACGGAGUUCGCCAGGCUGAACGGUGACGUGAGGCUUCUGACCCCUGAGGUGGUAGAGGGCUGGUCUGACCUGGUUCACUGCCCCUCCCAGAGGCUGCUGGACAGGGUGGUUCGGCGCUAUGCCGAAACCAAAGACUCUGGCAGCUUCCUGCUGAAGAACCUGAAGGACACAGAGAGGAUGCAGCUACUGAUGACCCUGGCCUUUAACCCUGAGCCCCUCGUACUACAGAGUUUCCCGUCAGACGAGGGCUGGCCGUUCGCCAAGUACCUGGGAGCGUGUGGUCGCGUGGUGGCGGUGAACUACGUCGGCGAGGAGCUGUGGUCUUUCUACAACGCUCCGUGGGACAAGAGGGUCGACCUGGCCCGACAGCUGAUGGACAUCGCUGAGCAGCUCACCAACAACGACUUUGAGUUCGCCCUCUACCUGCUGGACGUGAGCUUCGAUAACUUUGCCGUGGGGCCGCGGGACGGAAAGGUCAUCGUGGUGGACGGUGAGAACGUCCUGGUGGCCGACAAGAGGCUGAUCAAACAAAAUAAACCAGAGAACUAUGACGUGUGGUACGAGAGUCGCUUCGAGGACUGUGACAAAGAGGCCUGCCUGUCCUUCUCCAAGGAGUCUCUGUGUAACCGCGUCACCGUGGACCACAACUACUACGCCGUGUGUCAGAACCUGCUGUCGCGUUACGCCACGUGGCGAGGGACUACGGGCGGCCUGCUCCACGACCCCCCCGCCCACAUAGCCAAAGACGGCCAGCUAGAAGCUCUGUUGGACGAGUGUACCAACCCUAAAAAACGCUACGGACGCUUCACGGCCGCCAAGGAGCUGAGAGACUACCUCACCCAGCUAGUGGCCGCCGCCUCCGCCACGGCGAGGUAAUGAACAGAGCUGGCGGUUAGCGGUGGCCUGCAUCUCGGCCGGACGGUUGUUCGGGGGUUAGGUUUGGGUUUGACCCCGCCCCCCGCCCCCCCUGACCUUGUCCCCGGGAACUUGACCAUGACCUUUGAACCUUGACACUCCUUCUCGUCUCACUUCAAGUCCAGGAGAUCUCCACCCCCGGGCUGGUCACACAGCAGCAGCUCUGAUCGGUCCUCUCCCGGUGUAAACCAGCCAGCAGCACAGCUUCAGAGGAGAUGUUCAAACUGAACUGUGGUAGCUGGUCAGAAUGAGGUGGUCGGAGCUGAAGGACCAGGAGAAAGAGGAUCAGCUGCUAAGGGGGAGCUUUAACCCGCGGUUAGGCUGACGUAGACUGUACAUGACUUCUCUCCUCCGCCCAGACCCUCUCUGUUAAUCCGUCGGAACUCUUGUGUUUGCUAACAUUUUAUCUUAACCUAUAUUUUUUUUCUGAAAGCGUCUAUUGUGCUUAUGGUUUUGGGGUUGAAUGAACCAUAACAGGAGAAUGUUGACGCUGUGGUGUGUAUGUUCUGUUAGGAGGACGGUCUCUAGCUCAACUCUGCUAUCGUCCCACAUAGACACCUGAGCACCGCAGGUUAAACGGAGGAAGAAAAAGCCUUGCCUAUAAAAAUAAAAAGUCUUACUUCCUGCUACUCUAAUUGAUCACUUGAUUUCCAGUUCCCCCUGAAGUCAGGCAAUCAACGUUUUUAUAUAGGAGGGAGGAAUAGAAAAGAAACAGGAUAGUGAUGCCAAUGAGGACUGUGGUGAGGACUGUGGUGAGGACUAUUAUGAGGACUGUGGUGGUGCAGAAUCUGAUAUGAGAUGUUGUGUGUGUAUUUACCAAAGAGGCUAUAUGAAACACUGAACGACCCCUCCCCAGCACCAUGACACAACGCUGUCCUGAUCCUGUAGGACUGCCCAGAGGAACCCUCCAUCUGUCUGGUAACACAAUCUGCAUAGGAACGAUUGUAUCAAUCCAACUUAAACCCAGGGUUAACCAAGCUCCCUUCUCUGUGUUAAAUCAGAACUAGGGUCAGGGUUAACCAAGCUCCCUUCUCUGUGUUAAAUCAGAACUAGGGUCAGGGUUAACCAAGCUCCCUUCUCUGUGUUAAAUCAGAACUAGGGUCAGGGUUAACCAAGCUCCCUUCUCUGUGUUAAAUCAGAACUAGGGUCAGGGUUAACCAAGCUCCCUUCUCUGUGUUAAAUCAGAACUAGGGUCAGGGUUAACCAAGCUCCCUUCUCUGUGUUAAAUCAGAACUAGGGUCAGGGUUUACCAAGCUCCCUUCUCUGUGUUAAAUCAGAACUAAGCCCAGGGUCAGGGUUAACCAAGCUCCCUUCUCUGUGUUAAAUCAGAACUAAGCCCAGGGUCAGGGUUAACCAAGCUCCCUUCUCUGUGUUAAAUCAGAACUAGGGUCAGGGUUAACCAAGCUCCCUUCUCUGUGUUAAAUCAGAACUAAGCCCAGGGUUAACCAGGCUCCCUUCUCUGUGUUAAAUCAGAACUAAGUCCAGGGUCAGGGUUAACCAAGCUCCCUUCUCUGUGUUAAAUCAGAACUAGGGUCAGGGUUAACCAAGCUCCCUUCUCUGUGUUAAAUCAGAACUAGGGUCAGGGUUAACCAAGCUCCCUUCUCUGUGUUAAAUCAGAACUAAGUCCAGGGUCAGGGUUAACCAAGCUCCCUUCUCUGUGUUAAAUCAGAACUAGGGUCAGGGUUAACCAAGCUCCCUUCUCUGUGUUAAAUCAGAACUAAGUCCAGGGUCAGGGUUUACCAAGCUCCCUUCUCUGUGUUAAAUCAGAACUAAGCCCAGGGUCAGGGUUUACCAAGCUCCCUUCUCUGUGUUAAAUCAGAACUAAGCCCAGGGUCAGGGUUAACCAAGCUCCCUUCUCUGUGUUAAAUCAGAACUAGGGUCAGGGUUAACCAAGCUCCUUUCUCUGUGUUAAAUCAGAACUAGGGUCAGGGUUAACCAAGCUCCCUUCUCUGUGUUAAAUCAGAACUAAAUCCAGGGUCAGGGUUAACCAAGCUCCCUUCUCUGUGUUAAAUCAGAACUAGAGUCAGGGUUAACCAAGCUCCCUUCUCUGUGUUAAAUCAGAACUAGGGUCAGGGUUCACCAAGCUCCCUUCUCUGUGUUAAAUCAGAACUAGGGUCAGGGUUAACCAAGCUCCCUUCUCUGUGUUAAAUCAGAACUAGGGGCAGGGUUUACCAAGCUCCCUUCUCUGUGUUAAAUCAGAACUAGGGUCAGGGUUAACCAAGCUCCCUUCUCUGUGUUAAAUCAGAACUAGGGUCAGGGUUAACCAAGCUCCCUUCUCUGUGUUAAAUCAGAACUAGGGUCAGGGUUAACCAAGCUCCCUUCUCUGUGUUAAAUCAGAACCAGGGUCAGGGAUAACCAAGCUCCUUUCUCUGUGUUAAAUCAGAACUAGGGUCAGGGUUAACCAAGCUCCCUUCUCUGUGUUAAAUCAGAACCAGGGUCAGGGAUAACCAAGCUCCUUUCUCUGUGUUAAAUCAGAACUAGGGUCAGGGUUAACCAAGCUCCCUUCUCUGUGUUAAAUCAGUGAUUACUUCAGGAGAUAAAUAAAGGAAGGAAUUUUCAAAGUAUUCAAACAGACCCUAAGAAUUGGGCCAUAGUGUGAAUGUCACAUUGGCACUGCAGUGGACUGCAGUACCCAUAGAGACUGUAAUGGGCUGUAAUUGAUAAAUGACUCCAUGUCUGACUGUUUGAAAAGGGACAUGCUGAUCCUGUCUUGUUCUGUGCGUUUUAUCUAGUUCCUCAACAGCCCCAGAUUUGGCUCCUCACAUGUUGUAAUCUCACAGCGCUGAGUUUUGUGUUCAGUAUUAAACGAUGCCUCCUCAGCGGCACUUUGAGCCAUCCAGCUUUAAAUGAGCUAUAUUUUUAAUCUCCAAACAAAUUAGCACAUUUGGGUUCAUUUUGCACUUGGUGGACCAAUAAAUUAAAGCCCAAGUAAUCAUAAUGUACUGUUUGUUCAUUUGAAUAGUGAGAAGUUUUUUGUAGCUCAGCGUCCUUUUGUCUCAGAGCUAGGGAACAGAAAAUCAACGUCCUUUCGUCUCAGAGCUAGGGAACAGAAAAUCAACGUCCUUUCGUCUCAGAGCUAGGGAACAGAAAAUCAACGUCCUUUCCUCUCAGAGCUAGGGAACAGAAAAUCAACGUCCUUUUGUCUCCGAGCUAGGGAACAGAAAAUCAACGUCCUUUCCUCUCAGAGCUAGGGAACAGAAAAUCAACGUCCUUUCGUCUCAGAGCUAGGGAACAGAAAAUCAACGUCCUUUUGUCUCCGAGCUAGAGAACAGAAAAUCAACGUCCUUUCGUCUCAGAGCUAGGGAACAGAAAAUCAACGUCCUUUCGUCUCAGAGCUAGGGAACAGAAAAUCAACGUCCUUUCCUCUCAGAGCUAGGGAACAGAAAAUCAACGUCCUUUUGUCUCAGAGCUAGGGAACAGAAAGACAACGUCCUUUCCUCUCAGAGCUAGGGAACAGAAAAUCAACGUCCUUUUGUCUCAGAGCUAGGGAACAGAAAGACAACGUCCUUUCCUCUCAGAGCUAGGGAACAGAAAAUCAGUGUCCAACAGUCAGUGCUGUACACUACAUUCUAUAUAGACAGUGUCCCCCCAAAGGGUACCCUAUUCCCUACAUAGUGCACUACUUUUGACCAAAGCCCUCUGGCUCUAAUUAGGGAAUAGGGUGCCAUUUGAGAGGUCUAUAAACACAAUCAGAUAGUAAUUUACAGUCAAUACAAUCCACCAUACAGUACAUGUACUGUUUCCUGCAUAGAGCACUACUUUAGUAGCCUAGCUAAACCAGCCUGAUUCCCUAUGUAGUGCACUACUUUAGUAGCCUAGCUAAACCUAGCCUAGCUAAACUACAUAGGGAAUCAGGCUGGUUUAGCUAGGCUACUAAAGUAGUGCACUACAUAGGGAAUCAGGCUGGUUUAGCUAGGCUACUAAAGUAGUGCACUACAUAGGGAUUCAGGCUGGUUUAGCUAGGCUACUAAAGUAGUGCACUACAUAGGGAAUCAGGCUGGUUUAGCUAGGCUACUAAAGUAGUGCACUACAUAGGGAAUCAGGCUGGUUUAGCUAGGCUACUAAAGCAGUGCACUACAUAGGGAAUCAGGCUGGUUUAGCUAGGCUACUAAAGUAGUGCACUACAAAGGGAAUAGGGUGCCAUUUGGAACACACACCUUGUUUUAUACCUUGUUUUGGAAUGUUUCCUGUUUCCCUGGUCUGGAGGAUUGUGAUUGGUUCGUUCUGCUGUUUGAGGAGGGAUUUGUAUGUGCGUAAAUAACUGUUUGCUUUUGUACUGUAAUUUUUCAUUUGAGUAUUAUAUCAGCGGUGUCUGAUUUUACUGUGCCUUUCAUUCAAAAGUUGUAUUUACAACUUUUUAGUGGGUUUAAAUAUUAAAAUAUACGAAUAUAUAUAUACUUACCUGGUGUGUUGUUGACUUUUCUGUCAAUCGCUGACUCUCUGUCAUUACCUUCACUCAGGUUGUCACUGCAGGUGUUUUCAGGUGUUUUUGACUGCAGGUUAUGAUUGGCCUAAAAUUACUUUUCAAAACACAUUUAUUUAUUAUUCUUAUUCUUCUGCCUGACUGAGCGCAUCCCGACAGUCCCUUUUCUGUGCCUCCAUCGUAUUCUGACUCUGUGUUGUGUAUCUGUACGUGUGUGCUAGUUGUGUGUGGCUCAACUUUGUUAACACACACCCGACCCUAACCUGCUGUGGCCCGCAGCCGACCCUAACCCGCUGUGACCCUAACCCGCUGUGACCCUAACCCGCUGUGGCCCGCAGCCGACCCUAACCCGCUGUGACCCUAACCCGCUGUGGCCCGCAGCCGACCCUAACCCGCUGUGAGCCUAACCCGCUGUGGCCCGCAGCCGACCCUAACCCGCUGUGACCCUAACCCGCUGUGGCCCGCAGCCGACCCUAACCCGCUGUGACCCUAACCCGCUGUGACCCUAACCCGCUGUGGCCCGCAGCCGACCCUAACCCGCUGUGUCCCGCAGCCGACCCUAACCCGCUGUGACCCUAAAUCGCUGUGGCCCGCAGCCGACCCUAACCCGCUGUGUCUCGCAGCCGACCCUAACCCGCUGUGACCCUAACCCGCUGUGGCCCGCAGCCGACCCUAACCCGCUGUGUCUCGCAGCCGACCCUAACCCGCUGUGACCCUAACCCGCUGUGGCCCGCAGCCGACCCUAACCCGCUGUGUCGUGCAGCCGACCCUAACCCGCUGUGUCCCGCAGCCGACCCUAACCCGCUGUGUCCCGCAGCCAACCCUAACACGCUGUGUCCCGCAGCCGACCCUAACCCGCUGUGUCGUGCAGCCGACCCGAACCCGCUGUGUCCCGUAGCCGACCCUAACCCGCUGUGUCCCGUAGCCGACCCUAACCCGCUGUGUCGCGCAGCCGACCCUAACCCGCUGUGUCGUGCAGCCGACCCUAACCCGCUGUGUCCCGCAGCCGACCCUAACCCGCUGUGUCCCGACCCUAACCUGCUGUGUCCCGACCCUAACCCGCUGUGUCGCGCACCCGACCCUAACCCGCUGUGUCGCGCACCUGACCAUAACCCGCUAAUAGGGAAAAUGUUUCUGCUUAUAAUUUGACAUUUUGUUUGGCUAUUUGUUAGUAAACUUGUCUAUAAUUAGAUACGUGCAGCUUCUCUUCUGUCAUUAUAUGUUGCCCUAGAAGAAUAUAUAAACCUUUGCUCACCUGAAUGAUGUCAUAAAUCCAUAGAAUGGUACAUUUAGUUGACAUCGGUAAAGUUCUCUGUCAUCUCUACCCUCUUUCACAGAGCAAAGACGUUUAGGGACCGGGGAGAAAAUGCAAUAACUUUCCAAAUGAAAUCAGUUUCACCGAUUUGUAAGGAAAUAGAAAGCUGUGAAAACAACCCAACAUGUUUCUGGUGAGAUUUCAGGUCAGCUUGGAUGCAUAUUUAUGUGGUUGAAAUACUAUCAGCUGUUAUGAUGCUGAUAAAGAUAGGGACCGUCUGUAAAGGUGCUGUCUUUAUCAGCAUCAUAACACCUGAUAAUAUUUCAACCACAGUUAGGGACCGUCUGAAGGGGUGAUGUAUUUAUCAUUAUCAUAACAGCUGAUUACAGCUGAUAAUAUUUCAACCACAGUCUGUAAAGGUGCUGUCUUUAUCAGCAUCAUAACAGCUGAUAAUAUUUCAACCACAGUUAGGGACCGUCUGUAAAGGUGAUGUAUUUUUUAACUGUACAUUCGCAUUCUCUCAAGAUGCUGAAAUAAAUAAAUCCUAUUUCUCCA